This is a messenger RNA of Owenia fusiformis, 781 nucleotides long. Lineage: Eukaryota; Metazoa; Annelida; Polychaeta; Sabellida; Oweniidae. The record is from the annotation of a GenBank genome assembly.
UUGCUUCACCAGGAAAAUGCUACAUUGUGAGAUUACCUCAACUGAACAAAUAUUCCUGAGCAAGAUACUUUUUGUUCGGUAAUUGUCAACUUUAUCUACACUCUUUAUUUUUUGAUACAUUUUUUUAAUUUUGAGGCUAUUUUAAGAGAUUUAAAAGUUCAAAAUUAGGGCCCAAAAUUAUUGGGCAGAAAUAUUUGGUUCCCACCAGCCUCUUGAUUUUCAGAUCAAGCCCUGUUAAAUGCCCUGAAAGUAUAUAUCCCAAUCAAAAUUGUAAAGUCAUCUGUAAUCAGAGGCCGUCAUCUGUUUCAGAGGGUGUCACCUUUGUCAGAGAGUGUCUUCUGUAUCAGAGAAUGUCACCAGUGUCAGAGGAUGGUGUGACUAGUCAAUGGGAUUCAAAGUACAUGUAUUGUCUUACCAAUGGGUUUUCAUAUAUUUCAGGGUCUCUGUGUACCAUACAUGCUUGGAGAGCCACUCUAUCCCCUCCGCGUAAUCCAAUCACUUCCCCUGUUGUAAGCUGCAAUGUGACAUCCUCGACUACAUCUCUCACAAUCAUUGAAAAACUGGUGAGACGAAGAGUCUCUGAUAUUAUGCUAUCUGAAAAAUUGAUUAGAAACAGUGAUAUCCCCAGCAUUAAAGCAAGUGCAGCACCCACCUGAGAUUUUGAAAGCAAGCUUGUACCCCCUGAAAAUCCACUUGCAACCACUUAAAAAUGAGAAAAAUUGGCAUAUUUUAACCAAAUUUGGUCUUGGAAUUGUGAAAUUGUGAAAAUGAGAAUUCAGCC